Messenger RNA from Penicillium griseofulvum, 648 nucleotides. Its product is annotated as NADHX epimerase. Gene Ontology annotation, cellular component: mitochondrion. Gene Ontology annotation, molecular function: NAD(P)HX epimerase activity. Bases 1 to 648 code for a protein of 215 amino acids. The record is from RefSeq and is a predicted model, not a curated record. NCBI's taxonomy places the organism in Eukaryota, Fungi, Ascomycota, Eurotiomycetes, Eurotiales, Aspergillaceae. The transcript has 4 exons.
AUGUCGUUGAAGGCAAUCUCAGCCAAAGAUGCCGCAUCACUUGACAAGGACCUCAUGGAAACCGGCGGCUGGUCUCUAGACCAGUUGAUGGAGCUAGCAGGCCUUUCUGUCUCGCAAGCUGGCGGAGAUGGCCUCGUAGCCGCUCGACACCUCGCACACUUUGGCUACACAACAUCGGUGUACUACCCAAAACAAGGCAAAAACGAGCUCUACCAACGCCUCAAAAUCCAACUCGAAAACCUCUCAGUUCCCUUCAUAGACGACUUCCAACAAGGACUUAAGACAACAGACUUCCUCGUUGACGCAAUCUUCGGCUUCUCAUUCGGUGGACCUUUGCGCGAUCCCUUUGGCGAAAUCGUCUCUCAAAUUGAAUCUUCCAAUGUCAAGGUGCUGAGUGUCGAUGCGCCCAGUUCAUGGGAUAUCCAGAGUGGACCGCCAAAGGAAGGCCACGGUGCGAAAUUCAUGCCGCAUGCGCUGAUCAGCUUGACUGCACCGAAACCGUGCGUGGCGUUUUACCGGGGCAGGCAUUUUAUUGGCGGUAGGUUCUUGACGAAGAAAAUUGCGGAUAAGUAUGGGCUUGAUUUGCCCAAGUAUCAGGGUGUGGAUCAGGUUUUGGAGAUUGGGGUUGAUGCGGAGGGAAGAUUGUAA